AUGGUGGUUGUAGGCAUAGCUGCUAAGAUUUACGAGGCAAUGGGAAUUCAAAGUUGGCUGCCCAACAUAAUAUCCAAUUCUGAAUCCAUGUCUAAAACCAUACAUGAUCACACGAUGGAUCGUGGUUAUAUCAGUACUAGCCCCGUUGAAUCUUCUAUCGUCGAUGAAAACUAUAUUUCUUGGUUGAAAGAACACCCAUCUGCUAUAAGCUCCUUCCAGCGGAUAAUAAAUACAUCAAAGGGAAAACAAAUAGUCGUCUUCUUGGAUUACGAUGGCACAUUAUCACCCAUCGUGUGUGAUCCCAAUCGUGCCUUCAUGUCUGAUCAGAUGCGUGCAGCAGUUCGUGAAGUUUCUAAGCACUUUCCAACAGCUAUUAUUAGCGGCAGGAGUCGUGAAAAGGUUUAUAACUUUGUGAAGCUAAAUGACGUGUACUAUUCAGGGAGUCAUGGGAUGGAUACCAUGGGACCAGCCCCCAAAAAUAAGUCCUAUGACCACCACGACAACGUCGACAGGUAUCAUUACAAAACUAUCGACGAAGAGGGGAAUGAAUUUAUCACGUUCCAACCGGCUAAAGACUUUCUCCCUGCAAUUGAAAAGAUGUUGAUUGAGUUGAGGGAGAGAACGAAAAACAUAAAAGGAGUGGUGAUUGAGGAUAAUAGGUUUUGCUUAUCUGUUCAUUAUCGUCAUGUUAAGGAUGAAGAGUAUGAGACUCUAGAAGAGCAAGUCGAGUCAGUGCUUGUUAAUUAUCCCGAUCAAUUCCACAUGACGCGAGGCAAAAAGGUGAUGGAAAUUCGGCCAUCCAUUGAAUGGAACAAAGGUCAUGCUCUUGAGUAUUUACUCCAUAACUUAGGCUUCGAUAAUUCUAGAAACCUCCUCCCUAUAUACAUCGGAGAUGAUAGAACCGAUGAGGAUGCUUUCAAGGUUCUAAGGGAAAGAGGUGAUGGAUUCCCGAUAGUAGUGGCAUCGAAACCAAGAGACACAAUGGCUUUUCAUUCACUUCAUGACCCAUCCGAAGUACUAUCUUUCUUGAUCCGGUUAGGUAGAUGGGGUUUUGACAACAAUGCGGACUUCGUCCUAACAUAACAUUAAUGGCUUAUGUUACCAUCGCACCGCAUGUUUAUUUUUUUGAUGAAGCAUCGCAUGUUACAAUCACUUUUUCUUAGAUAUAUACAUAUAUAGG
Lactuca virosa is the source of this 1180-nucleotide messenger RNA. The record is from the annotation of a GenBank genome assembly. Lineage: Eukaryota; Viridiplantae; Streptophyta; Magnoliopsida; Asterales; Asteraceae.